Messenger RNA from Pseudozyma hubeiensis SY62, 1368 nucleotides. RefSeq lists its product as hypothetical. Bases 1 to 1368 code for a protein of 455 amino acids. The transcript is spliced from 3 exons. Gene Ontology annotation, cellular component: nucleus. The record is from RefSeq and is a predicted model, not a curated record. Gene Ontology annotation, biological process: heterochromatin formation. NCBI's taxonomy places the organism in Eukaryota, Fungi, Basidiomycota, Ustilaginomycetes, Ustilaginales, Ustilaginaceae.
AUGAUAUUUCCAAAAUCGUUGAUACCCAUCUUAUCUGCGCCUCGUCGAGACCCGACAUUCGUACACCCUUGCAUCGGUCAUUGCUCCACGCUCAAACCUUCCCGCUCUCGUCCGAACGAGCGUCGAACAGCCUCCUCGCCCAGAGCAAUAGCUGAACCGCUGCACUACGAAUCACGAUUGUCCUCGACGCCGUCCGCAGCGUCGUGCCUACCCUUAGUCGCCAAGCUGUUUUCCUCCAUUCUCGACGUCUUCUCGCCUUUUCGGAGGAAAUUCGCUGCCGCAGAUCAUUCCCGCACGCAGCAGCAAGCUUCCGCCUCUCUUUCCAGUUCGCCGCAGACCCUCGCUGAUCCUGACGCUGUUGAGGAUCCAGCAAUCACCGACAUGGCCAUGACACCGCGCAGGGGGAGGAGCGCUUCGGCGAGUCAGUCCCCGGCGAAAUCAAAUGGGCGCAAGAAGCCCAUCCACAUCGGCCUCUCAGAUGAUGACGACAGCGAAGUUGAGGAGAAGAAGAAGCCUGCCAGGAGAGGUCGUCCUUCCAAAACGAAGCAGCCAAUCGAGGUAGUCGAUGAUGAUGAUGAUGACGACGAUGACAGUGUACAAGCAGAGGACGAAUACGUGGUUGAAGCCAUCCGCAAACACGAAAACCUCAAAGGCUCCGAAUCUUGGGGAUUCCAAUACCUGAUCAAGUGGAAAGACUACCCCGAGGAAGAGAACACAUGGGAGCCAGAAGGACACAUUCCGGACAACAUCAUCGACGCCUACUGGAAGACGCAGCCCGCGAAGUCACAACCUAAGAAAUUUGCGCAAGAAUCAAAGCGCAAAUCCAGGUACGACGAUGGCGUCGAGGAGGUCGACGACAGCGAAUCGGAAGAUGAAGCGGCCUCGACCAGCAACCGCAGGGCCGGCAACGGGCGCAAAAGCGCGGCCUCAUCCACGAAACCCAGUUCGGCAAAGAGGGCUCGACGCUCAUCAACCGCAGAAGAGGAGGAAGAGGAGGAAGAGGAGGAAGACGAAGAGAACGCAGAGAUGUCCACGAAGCGCGCACAGGACAAAGCACGAGCGCUCGAAAAGGUCCGCGUUCGCUUCCUCGACCACUACAUGAAACGUCAGAAUUGGGAUGAAUGCGUCGAUAGCAUCAUCAAUAUGCAGCGAAGCGAGGACGAUAGCCAAUUGCAGAGCUUCGUCCAAUUCGAGCAGUCGUCCUCUUGGACAAAGGCGAUGGACUCGAUCGGAGCGCCCGAAGAAGCCGACGGCAAGGGUCCGAGGAUCUGUGUCGACAACGACGUGGUCAACGAGCGAUGUCCGCAGCGGGUCAUCAAAUUUUACGAGCAGCACAUCCGAUUCGCCAACCCGCGUGCCGCACAUUAG